This is a messenger RNA of Camellia sinensis, 868 nucleotides long. RefSeq lists its product as uncharacterized. The record is from RefSeq and is a predicted model, not a curated record. Lineage: Eukaryota; Viridiplantae; Streptophyta; Magnoliopsida; Ericales; Theaceae.
UCUAACUCUUUCGAGUUCAAAAAAAAAUCUAUCUCUCUCUCUCUCUCUCUCUCUCUACAUAUCUACUAUAUCUAUCUAAAUCUUUCGAGUUCAAAAAAAAAUCUAACUCUCUCUCUCUCUCUCUCUACAUAUUUAUAUAUAUACGUACUGUUGUUUGAGAGGGUUGGUGUGAAAGAAUCAACAAUGGCAACGAUUGAAAGAAAAUCAUCAAUUGAGAAUGAGCCUCGGACUCUCAGCGUGAAUCAAAUCCAAUUUGCAAGGGAAGCAGCAUUGUAUGUGUUGAAUACAAGGAGCAUUGAAGAAGCCAUGAGGAUUUUCACCAAGGAUUUGCAGCCAGUUGUAACUGUUGCAGAACAGAAUGAGAAAGCAACCAUUGAUUUCAAUGAACACAGUGAAGGAACCACCGUGGAUUUCAAUGAAGAGUUUAACUGUUUUGCUAAUGAAUUACAAAUUCCAUUGCCAAGAGAUAUUGCCUCUUCACCUUUUUGAUAAUGAUUUAAUUGCUUCUUCCUUCCAGUUUUUAUAUAUUAUAGUUAUAGCAUGUUUUACAGGGUGGAGUUUGCUCGCCCAUUAGUUUAAUUUUUGAAAAAUGUUAGGGAUACUAACAAUCUUACUAACACACUCACAAGUUGAAGUGCGUCACAUACUAAGUGAUGAUCUUAUCAAAACUUGUAAGUGUGUUAGUAAGAUUGUUAAUAAAUGUGUAAGUAUCCUUAGUAUUGUUGUUAAUUUUUUGGGUUUAGGGUUUUAUGAACUUUUAAAAGUGGUCAUGUACCAAAAUGUAGUGUUGUGUUUCAGUUUCGAACUCAAUUGGGUAAUGCUUUAUUGGAUAUUGUAAAUUUUUUAUUUUAUUUUUAGAUAUUGAAUA